This is a messenger RNA of Colias croceus (clouded yellow), 9859 nucleotides long. RefSeq lists its product as uncharacterized. Lineage: Eukaryota; Metazoa; Arthropoda; Insecta; Lepidoptera; Pieridae. The transcript has 2 exons. The coding region runs from base 297 to 9806 and encodes 3169 amino acids. The record is from RefSeq and is a predicted model, not a curated record.
GAAUUGUAGAAUAAUUUACUAAAUUAUUUUAAAUGUGAGGUGUUCACUAUAAGGAUCAUCGCAUGGACGUUCUUAUAAAAACGACCAUCAAUAUAUUAUAAUCAUGUAAAAUAUUCGACGGUAUGAUAAGUCGAAAUAUUUGAAUGUUACUUGUUUCGUCCGAUGUCCAAUUAUUGUAUAGUGGACAAGUGGAUAAUCUGUCAAAUUAUGCGGAAGAAUGUUAAUAUUUUUUUGACAAAUUCGAUGUGUUUUUUCUUAUGACUAUCUACACCUAGUCACCGAAAAGGCAACACAUCAUGAAGUCUCUAAGAAAACCGCAUAGCACUAGUCAGACUUGCUCCUGUACGUCUUGUAUAUUCAAUAGCGAUACUGAUGGUCAUUCUCUACAAAAGUUUUUGGUGAGUGGCUCUAAAAUAGAUCGUCUUUACUAUGGAAAAUAUAUUCCCCUUCGAGAAAGAAAACUUUUAGAUAAAUUGGUAAGAACUAGAGCAGUUUAUGAUGAUAUUAGAGCUCAGUUAGUCACAGAUAGUACAGGGAGUUUACAGAAAAAUGCGAAUUUUAAACAUUAUUCAUCAGGCAGUGAACUUGAUGAUAUAGAAAAAAGCAGUGCUAUUUUGGAACUAGUUAAUUUAGUAGAUAAAGGUGCAGCUAUAAAAUCAUCAAAACUUAGUGAAUGUUGUAGCUGCUGCAGUUGUUCGUUGAAAAUGCGGACAGGUGAUCAUAAACAGAAACAUCACAAACAUAAACAUGUGGCAGAAAAACAAAGAUAUGAAUUUAAAAGAAGAAGAGGAGUACGAUUUAAAGCUAAACACAUAAAAUCUGAUCCUUGCACCUGCACGUUUCAAUUCAGUAGUAGAGCGAAAAUUCAAGCAAAACCGGAAUUCGAAGAUAACAAUGAAAGUACAGAUACAAAAGCUCAGGCGAAUAAAUUCAAAGCAAUAGCAAUAAAAUCUUUACAAAAACUUGAGGAUUCUAAAACAAACCUCAAAAACAAAAUAGAUGCGGGUAUGAUCAAUUUUCAAGAUUCUAAAACAAAGCUACAAGAGUCUUUGGCGCUUCAUACUAACGAAUCGUUGGGAAAAAUUAAGAGGAUGAAAGAUCGAUUAAAAAGGAAUCAAGAGUUUCCAGAAAGAAUGGCAUUCGAUACCGAUCUGGUAAAUGAAUACCAAACUAAAACAAAUCGAUUGAAGAACCUUGCAAAAUCGUCGCGCGAUAAACUAAAAAUUUCACAAGCCAAGUUAAAAAAUAAAAUGCUUGAAGGAGGUGAGAUAAUGCAGUUGCAGAUGAAGAAAUCUCUAGAGAAAAUGAAAAAAACUAAAGAUAAAAUUAAAUCUAUAGUAUGUGAAUGUCCUGAAUAUAUUUCAGAAAAGGAAAUAGAUUUAGCUUUUAAAGCCAAGAAGGAAGUAGGUGAAAAAGUGGAUUUGCAGGUUAAAAAAUCUUUAGAGAAAAUUAAAAAAACUAAAGAUAAAAUUAAAUCUGUAAUAUGUGAGUGCCCUGAAUAUAUUUCAGGAAAAGAAAAAGAAUUGUCAUUUAAAAUAAAAAAAGAAGGACGUAAAAUUCGGGAUUUGCAGUUUAACAAAUCGCUAGAGAAAAUGAAAAAAUCUAAGGAUAGAAUUAAAUCUGUUAUAUGUGAUUGUCCUGAAAAAGAAUUAGCAUUAAAAAUAAGAAAGGAUUCCAUUCGAAAGUUUAAAGAAAACUUGAACAAGAAACAAUAUUUAGAAGAUUGGAAAUGUGAGAAUGAUUGCAUCCAAGGAGUAUGUAUUGCAGAAGAAUGCUAUGAAAAAUUAAAAAGAAAGGCUCACAAAAAGAAAAUACGUGAUAAACGUUAUAGAUACUCCAGUAAGCGAAAAAUGAGUAGUCGAGAAGUAACUGUUAGUAUAUUGCCUAAAAAAUCAAACUCUGGAAUUCAAGCACAAAAAAUCGUAGUGCACAAAGGCACAAAAUAUACAAACACACAGAAAGGUGUUAAUAUUAAUAACAGGUAUAAGGAAAACAAAGAAAAAGGCCUGGAAUAUUCUAAAAACAAACGAAAAAUAAAGACACGAUCACCGUUGUCAUCGUUCAGUUCUGAACAAACUAAGGGAUCGCGUCCAGCAGUUAGAAUUAGUUCUUCGGCUAGUUUUAACAUUCAAUUUGUUAAGAAUAAAUCAAAUUCAAAUGUAAAAAAGGGAACUGAUAUUGAGCCAUCACCCACUACACAAGUUAGUCGUUUAGGAAGAAAGCUAAUUUUGUCCAAACACAAGAAGGGAUCGCAGGUAAAGUUAAACAAGUCUAUAAAAGAUAUAAAGCAGAAAGGUUAUGCUCUUAAAAGAUGCUUUUGUACUUUGAAACUAAAGCCAAAAAGACGGAAAUCAGUAUCUCAGAAGUCUACUGGUACUAUAUCUACAUUUAAAAGUUACGAAGGAAAUAUUAAUGGUCAAUAUCGAAUGGAAACUAGAAAUUUUAAUAGAAAUAAAAUUAACAGUGAAUAUCAUAAUGAGAAGCUUUUGCCUUAUGAGUGUGAGCCCGGUAUUUGUGUGCCAUACAAAUGUAAUCCAUACCAUUGUCUAAAAAUACAAAAUAAAAGGUUGGCUUCUAAGAAGAGAAUCCGUACCAAAAAUUCUUACACUACCAGUUCUAGAAAAACAAGAUCAACAUCAAGCGUUACACCCAAAGAAAAGACUUCUAAAGCAAAACAUGUGCAGUCUGCUAUAAUACCGAUACGAAUGCAUGUACCAAAAAAGGAAAAAGGAAAUUUGCAAACCAAAAAUGGUGUCACAGAACCCAAUCGCAAUGUUGUGCGCAUUGGUUCAACUAUAAGUUUCAAUAUAGAUUUCUAUAGGGACACAGGAAAUCAACAAUUACUUCCCAAACAAACCCAUGAAAAAAGCUUUAAUCUCCAUGGUUUAAAAUUACAACCAAAAAUGAAAGAUAAGAAACAUAUUAACCAAAAGCCAAAAAAAAUCAAAGAAAAGAAAUAUAAAAAUCUGCCUAUGAUGUCCAGUACAGCGACUGAAACAAGUGGGAAUUUUUAUAAAAAGACGCGCAGUAAGGCAACUAAAACAGGAAGCAAUUUGAGCUAUUAUUACCAUCUUGAACCGUACGAAUGUGAGCCUUUUACUUGUAUUCCAGGAGAAUGCGAUCCAUAUAUUUGUCUUCAAAAUAUUAAGAAACGUUUAAAGAAUACAAAAGAAAUCAGUCUCGGUACAAUCAAUCCUGAGAGUAGAUCGACAUCGAGUUACACAUAUUCAUACGGAAAAUACAAAGAUGUCUACGUUCAAUCUAAGCCACAUACCAAAGUGCAGAAAGUUUCAGUAAAAACAAAACCCAAACCUUUGAGUAAGAUCGUGUAUACCCCCAAAAUAUCAAACAUUCAAAAUAAAUUAAGAAAUUCAGUAUCUGUGGGAUCUACAUUUAGUUUUAAUGUAGAGUUUUCUAAAACUUAUAAUGCAAAGGAAGCCCAGUUAGAUUUAUCACCGAUUCCAUUAGACGGUAAAACAAAAAGAAAAGUGAAACACAAGGGAAUUAAAUUAGAUACAAUUACAGUGGAUAACAUCGAUACACAAAUGGAAAGAAAUAAAAAAAUAAACAAAUCAUCUGUUGUUGGACCAAUUUUGAAAAGAUGUUUCUGUACACUUAAUUUAUAUAAGAAACGUAGGAGAGAUAAGGAUAAAUAUUAUCAUAUUCCUAAGAAUACGAUGUACACAGUUAAUACAGCUUUAAUAAGUAGUAGAAUGCAGAGCCGACUUGGUUUAUGUGGCAAAAGUGAAGAAUAUACUUCUGAAAAUCAAUCAACAUAUGAAAUGUCAAGAAAAAAUAGCACUUUGCAUAUUUUAAAUCAAGAAAGAAAAUAUUCUAUAGGCAAACAAUCUUUGGAAAUAAAUUCAGAUCUAAGUAUAAAUGUAAAACUAAUUAAAAAAUCUUCACACCGCCAAUUUUUAUUAAAUCAAACAAAAUGUCAAAAGGAAAUCGUUAUAGGAAAUUAUGAAAGUUUUGAAAAAUUUAAAGAUAAUUACAUUUAUCCAGUAUCAAUAAAUCAAACAAAAACUGGCCUUGCUCACUAUUUAAAUAGCUGCAUUUACUCUAUGAAUAUGCAGGUAGACAACAAAAAAGUAAUGAAUAGAAAACUCAAGCCGUACGAAUGUGAACCAGGCGUUUGUAUACCCGGGCAAUGUGAUCCCUAUGAAUGCCAAAAAUUGAUAAUGAGGCGACUACAAAAAAGAAUUUCUAAGUCAUCUGGUACUCGAACAGAUUCUAGAUCAAUGUCUAGUAGUCAAACGCAGGAAACACCCACCAAAUCACAUAUAACUAAUGUAUCUCUGAAACCCGAGUAUAAAAAGAAACCAACAGUACAGAAAAUGUCAAAGCCCAAAGACAGAAGCCAAGUUGUUCGAGUGGGAUCAAAUUUUAGUUUUGAUGUUGAAUUUUAUAAAAAACGUUCAAAUAAGCCAGGCAAAAUACAAUAUCAUGACGAUUUUUACUCCCAAGAAAAACCGCCAAAGCGAACGAGAGAAACAAAAGAAAAAAAAAUAGAAACAAACUCUGAUACUCAAGACAGUGGAUCACAGUCGAAACUACAUAAAGUAAGAGCUAAAACCUCUCAAGCUUUGCAAGGUGUACAAAGAUGUUUCUGUACUUUGAAACUACAAAAGCAAGGUAAGCUAAAACAAAAAGUGAAAAAAGAAACUGCCAAUACAGUGCGAAAAGAAUCAAUCAGUGUGAAAACGGUAAAUAGAGGACAGAAUACAAAACCCAUUAAAAUUACUCGAGAAUUAUUGCCAUAUGAAUGUGAACCAGGUAUGUGUAUACCAGGUGAGUGUAAUCCAUAUGAAUGCCUCGAAUUGAUUAAUAAGAGGAAACGCAAAGAAAAGGGUACCGAUACAGUGUUGCGUAAAAAAAUAACUACUUCUAGUGCAACGAUAAGCACGGUACAUAAACGUAAAUCGCGAGCAACUUAUGUACAGCCAAAACGCCAACCGAAAUUCAAUUCUGAGAUAGUGAAACCAAAGUAUAAACAGGUUACGUAUCCUCAUGAUACUGGAAGACAAACAGUGAGAAUUGGCUCUACCUUUAGUUUUAAUAUUGACUUCUAUAAGGAUAGCCCACCUUCUGAUAAUCAAGUAAGUGUUAUUAAAACUGACAAGUAUACUCACAGUAAUAAAGUUCCUCAAAUUCCCGUAGCCAAAGAAAGAAGAAAUAAACAGAAUUUUACACAUCUGAAGUCUCAAUCGCAAAUAUCACAAACGUUAAAAGUACCACAAAAAACUUCGUCAGUAGAUGCAAAACCUUUUUUACAACGAUGUUUUUGCACUUUACAAUUACGCAAAAAAGAAAAGCAAAAACAAGAAAAGAAAAAGAUCCAUAAUGUCAAAGAAAUACGACAGAAAAAUGUUAAGACAAUGACAAAAGAUAUAAAAGAUGUUCAAGAACUUCUUCCAUAUGAAUGUGAGCCUUCAUUUUGUAUACCAGGCGAAUGUGAUCCAUUAGUUUGUUAUGAACGAAUUAAACAGAGAAAUAAAAGAAUUAAAAGUUUGGGCACGGAGACAAAAACUCGAACAAAAAAAUCAACUGGCAGUACACCAACAUCUAAGAAACAAAAACACAAAAAGAUACAAUUUCAGCAUGUCGAUGAUGAGCCAAAACCGAUAGCGAAGCCAAGUAUACCUAAACCCAUAGUUGAAAGUGGACAAAAACAAGUUGUACGAAUUGGUUCGAAUUUCAGCUUUAAUGUAGAAUUUUUUAAAGAUUCAGGGCUUAAUAGUAACAGAAUACAAUAUGAUGAUUCACAAAUUCGAAAAAAUAAAACCAAAUAUAUAAAACAAGACAAAGAGGAAUUGCCAAAACCUGCUACCAAAAAACACAAAAUUGUACAAGAUAAGAAAUCUUUGCAUGCUGGUCAGUCACAGACAUUAACUACAUCCAAAUCUGUGAAAUCUGGUAUUAUAUCAAAUUUAGAAAGGUGCUUCUGUACGCUGGCACUUAUAAAAGAUAAGAAAACCAAAAAGAAAGCCAACAGUAAGGAUGAAAAGGUACAAUUGAAAAAAAAUAAAAAGGACAAAAUAGAAAAGAAAGCUAAAAAAAAGAAAAAAGGUAAAGUAUCAAAAGCUGUGGAUAAAGAUGUUCAAACGACUAAAUCUUCAGCAUCAGCAAUUAGUUCUUUCAUUAAAAAUUGUUUAUGUGCUCUCAAAGAAAAUACAAAAAAACAAUCACCAAUGGUAAAAGUAGAAAUAAAACCACAUAAACAAAAACAAUGGAAACUUGAACCUUAUGAAUGUGAACCUGGUGUAUGUAUACCGGGCCAAUGUGAUCCAUACAAAUGUGAAAAACGCAUACAGAAACGAUUAUUUCGUGAGAAUGCAACAGAGACUAAACACAUAAAAUUCAAGACUCACUCUAGUUCUACGCCUACUAAAACGCAUAAAAGCCGUAAUGUUAAAACAAAACCUUUAAAACUAGAACCAGCAAAAGAAAAGAAAGAAUUGCCUUUAGUUGUGCCUAAAUCGAAACCAAAUCAUUCAGUUUCUUUAGAUCGUGAAGAAAAUAAUAAGCAAACUGUAAGGAUAGGUUCAUCAUUUAGCUUUGAUAUAGAGUUUUUUAAAGAUAAAUCGACACCUGAUUCCAUACGAAAGAUACCAACGCGUUUAAAAGCUAUCGAUUCAGGAAUAUCAAAAAAAGAAAAACCUAAAUAUAAAUCUACAGGACAGCAAUCAUUUCAUAAUGUGAAAAAAUAUGAUUCAUCACAAUUAUCUACUAUCAAAACGCAGCCCAGCAGUACGAUUACCGAUCCGAUACUGAAAAGAUGUUUUUGCACUUUGCAAUUUCAUAAAAGUGCAGCACGUCUGAAUAAUAGCCACAAUGCACAAAAGAAGCCAGCACGAAAUAAGAAAAAAGGAGAAAUACCGAAACAAAAAACUACAUCUACUAAAAAUACCACUACUAUAUCGUACAUGACGUGUUCUAAUGAUUGUCCGCCUUUAAUGUGUAUUCCAAAUAAGUGUAAGUCUAAAGUAUGUAGAGAAAAACAUAUCAAAACAGGCACAAACAAAGUCGCUAAUGAGGAUAAAAUAUUACAUAAGGCUGUGGAAGCAAAAGUACUUUCCAAAAAAUCAAAAAAAGUACAAGCUCAAGUAAAAGAUACCAUAUCAUUGAAAUCUUACAAAGAACAAGAAAAAGGUAUAGUGGAAAUACCUCGCUUUAGUAAUUAUUUCAAAAAAGAAAAUAGACAAGCUCUCAAAUUUGGUUCAAAUAUUUCUCUUAAUAUCGAAUUUUAUAAAGAAUUACUACCUCCAGUUCCUCUUGACAUGUCAGAUAAUAAAGAAGAAGAUUUGAAACCAAGUAAAUAUGAAUCAUGUGAUAGAUCAAAUUGUUUAAACUUAAAGAAGAAAAAUAUACCAGCAUUACGAGCAAAUGUGCGUAGUAAAAAGUCACAAAUUGAAAAAUGUCAAACAACAAAUAAACGAUCUAACACAGCCAAUAAGUUAAAAAGAUGUUUUUGUACCCUGAAGUUACAAAAAAGUAAAAAUGAAAAUAUCGCAUCUAAGGCGCCUUAUUCACAAGUUAUUGAAGUUCGUAGAGUAGAAAUUCAGAGCAAUAAAAAGAAAAUAUCUAAGAAAACUAAUACCGAAUGCAGAAAUGUGUGUACUAAAAUUGAUGCUGCGUUAUUAAACUCUGACAAAAAAUAUAAACCUUCAUCACAAAAAAAUACCAACAAUAUGAAAACUAUUUUACCAUACCAACCGACCAAAUUUAAAAAGAAUGUGAGCAAAACUCUUGUAAACUAUGGUAAAGCAUCAAUCCGAAAACGCCCUGUGAAGCCUUCCAUUACUAUCUCCCAAAAAGGUAAACGUUUAACCAGGAAAAAGAGUCAAAACGCUUUUAAUUGCACUGAACUUUCUUCCUCUAAUCAAACAAAUAAAUGCGCUAUUAAACGGUACCUAUGUCGCUGUGCAAAUAAUGCUUUGAAAUCAGGAAAGCCAAUAUUUUCAGAAUCAGUAUGUGAUGAAAUUGCAAAUAACAAGGAAAAACAAUUUAAACAGUCGAAUAAAAAAGUUCCGAAAAAAACUAAAAAUGUAAACCUAAAAUGUGGACCAUGCGUUGGUGACCUAAAAACUUCUCAUAGUGAGCGUCAAUCAAAACAUUUAAAAGAAGUAUCUGCAGUAAGGAUUUCGAAAAGUCUUAAACUAUCGCAUAAAGAUAAAAAUAUAUCAAACUUGGAUAAAUUGAAGAUUCUCAAGACUGAUCUACUCCAAAAAGGCGAUGAGUAUAAGGCACCUUUAUCUAAACUGAUGAAAUCUGCAAUGAAGUCCACGGAUGAUAAAAAAUUUGUUUGUUCAAAAUGUUUGGCUAUACAUAACAAUACAGAAAGGAAAAAUUUAAAGGUUAAUUUCAAGGAUUCUCCUCAUACCAUAGAAAAACAAGGAAAAUCAAACAGAAAAAAGAGAUUGCCUAUACAAACAAACGCCCAAAAAAUAAAGUCCAAAAAUGUAUGUGAAAAUUGUGCUAAAAGUAUUGAUGAAAAAUGUAAAUAUUGUAAAGUUUGUUUCAAAUCUGAGAGCCAAUUUAAACAAUAUUUUAAUAUUUUCAUGAAACAAAUCGAAAAGUUGCCUGUAAAGACUUGGAUUAACAAAAUACAACAAAAGGAGUUUAUAAAAAAAGAAUCUCCACAGCCAUUAUUUGAUGUUUAUCUGGAGUCGGAUAGUUUAAAAAUUAUCAACAAAGAUGAAGUUGAUAAAAAAGUUAAAGAACUAUAUACACCUAAAGGCAAAACUGAAUCUCAGAAACACGAAAAAACGUGUGUUUGCUGUAUUUGUCUAGGAAAAAGAAAGACAGUCACAGACAGUGUAGGCAAAUCUGAUAAAGUAAGUAAAAAACAAGGUAUUAAAUUUGGUAAAAAGAAAUGCACCUGUGGAAGUGAAGUGUGCGCGAAAACUGUUGAAGAAAAGAGAUUGAGCAUGCAAGAAGACAAGAAAUCAAAAGAGUUGAAACCAUGCAUAUGUGGAAGUCCGGUAUGUGGAGAAGAAUCUCAACUAAUGCAUAAAAUUACAAAAAGUCCCGGCGAAAUAGUUUGCACGUGUAGAGAAGAAAUGGAAAAAAGAAGGCAAAAGAAAAGGGAAUUAAAUGAAAUAGCGUAUCGGAAGAGACGCAAAAUUCUGUCUCAGCAAGAAAAAAGAGACGAUAGUAUUCGAAGAAAACAUCGGCUUAAAGAAAAUUUACGACUUGAAAAAUCAAUAAAAAAAGAUGCUAGCGACACCAUGUUAUUGACUGAAUCAGUUGUAGAUGUUGCAAAAUUGGGUAUUACAGGCGUAUCCGACCUGCUUCGCAUUUUAUAUAGAUGUGUUAGAGAUCCAAAACACACUUUACACAACUUGAAAUCAAUGCAGGAAAAUCCUAACCUGAUACUAAAGUCGUUGAAAAAUGCUUACAGUGACAGUGGCGUGGCAGCGACUUCGAGAAGAGUAGCGAAGCGUGUUCAAUCAAUGGAAACUGUAAAAUCAGCGACAGAUUUACUGGAACAAUAUCCAGCGACGAAUUAUUUAAUCCACAUUAAUAAUCCGAAGAAACGGAUGCGCAAUAUAAAGAAAAAACGGCGUAAAGAACGCAUUGAUUUCCAUUGUAAUCUUUUCAUGAGCUCUUUAAGGAAGAGACCGUUUAUGUGGAUAUAUGAUCGUUGUCCCUGGUUUUAUCCACAUUGUUUAUCAAUUCUCAAUGUUUGGCGUCAAUUUGCGGAUGUAAUGUUGUUCUUGUUAGCUGUUGUUGUAUGGAGUCCUUGUAUUUUUGCCAUGGAAAUGUGUAGAGCCGUGAUGUGUUGCACUUUGUGUACGGGUUAAAGUGAUGUAUUAAAUUUGUUGUAUUUUUUUGGUAUAUUAUGUGCAAUUAUUAA